Messenger RNA from Triplophysa rosa, 2231 nucleotides. RefSeq names its product DNA damage-inducible transcript 4-like protein-like. The record is from RefSeq and is a predicted model, not a curated record. Gene Ontology annotation, biological process: negative regulation of signal transduction. The transcript has 2 exons. Gene Ontology annotation, cellular component: cytoplasm. NCBI's taxonomy places the organism in Eukaryota, Metazoa, Chordata, Actinopteri, Cypriniformes, Nemacheilidae.
CGACACACUUCAUUCUCUCGCAUUCAUGGAAGGAUCAACGAAACUCUUUGUGGAAGAGGUGGGCGGGCUCGCGGAGGAAACGGUGAAAUGGUCUAUACACAAGCUCUGGUGUUUGGCAACGGGAUGGCCGGCAGGUCCGAGCAGGAAAACUUAGUGGACAGUUUGAGAUUUCUUCAGGACUUCGAGUCAGACAAAGAGAAAUUAAGCCCCUGCGGCAGACUCAUGAAAGCACAAAGCUCAUCAAGUCUUGGGUCCCAGUGCAGUUUGGAAGAGGAAGAAGGCGAGGACGGGUUUCUUCUUCAGCUCGAACUCUCCAAACGCAUUGAAAAGUGCCUUUUUGAUGCCAAAAAGGCGAGUUUGCGCUGUCAGGAACUGCGUUUGCCCAGGCGCAUGACCGAGCGCGUGGCUGGAGACAUCCUGCGCGCGUCGGUGGAUGAUCCAUGCGGGAUCCGCGGCGCUUUAAUACACCUGUUUAUCGAAAACAAGGGCACACUAUAGAAGCUGGGCACCGUGACGCCCGAUGAGAGUCUGACGCCCACAUUCGAGCUGUCAAUCAUCUUACGGCCUGAUGUGGAUGGAUGGCCGCCCCUCAAGGUCCUGUUCGGUGGUGGGAAAGUUCUCAGCCUGAGACGGGAAUACCGGCUGAUUAAACGGAAGCUUUACUCAUCCGCCACUCCUGUUGUACUUGAAUUUUAUUAAGGCUGAACAAGAUUUGUGCAAAAUAGGGAAAGGGGGUAAGUUUGGAUAAUGUUCAAACUUCAAGUCAUAGGACAUUGUUUCUUAUCAACUCAAGUCUCAGCCCAAAUUCAAUGAUUUGGCACAUUUAAAAACAACCGAGUGGACUGAAGUGCUUAACAGUAGAAAUGAUAAAAAAGACAACUACAUGAAAGACAACAUACACAGACACUAUAGUUACAAACUGCACACAAAAUGGUUACAUUAGUUUAAUUCAGAAUGCACUAAAUGUCUUUAAAAGUUGUCUUGUGUAUCUUAUAACUUUCACGAAACCUUAUUGCAUUAUGCACAAUUAACAUAUCAUUGGUUGAAUUUACACAAUUCACUGAUCUGUUAACUCUGUUAACUUAUGUGAAAUGUUAAUGACCUUAAAAAAUUCUUAUAAAACGUCAAACACUUCAAUCUGUGAAAGACACUAUAGUCACCCGCUGAAACUGAUGCUCCCCAACUUAAAAGGGUGUUACUUUUAUAAAGUAUUGUUUGCACAGAUGCUCAGGGACACAGGGCGGUUCAUGUACGAAUCACUCUGAUGCUGUAUAUUGAUGUCAUUGGGAAUUGUUACGAGUGUGUUUUCCUGAAAAUGAAAGGGACAAGCUGGUAUUGUCUUCCAAAAACACUACUGAAUCGUUUGUAACUACGUUUUGAAAGUACCACACAAGUUUAAUAAAGAAUACCUAAAGAACUCAUACAAUGUUUAUUUGCAUACUUAUGUUUUAUUAAAUCAAUUCACAACACAAUAUACAAAAGCACUGUACACAGACCCUGUACAAAACUAUAUGUUCUUUCUAAACGCACAGGUGUCUUAAUUUUCACUUUAAGCUUUGCAGACCAAAAAAAAACGUUUAAUUUGAAAGUAUCAAUAUUCGUUUUUUUCCAGACAGAAAACAAAAGAAAGAGUCCAGUUUAAAAUAACAGCUUUCAUUUCUAUUGCUCGUUUCUGUUAUUCAGUGUUUAUUUGCUACCAACACAGCACAAAGUGUUUCAAUAAGGCGACGGAAAUCUUUGUCUUAAAAUGGCUUGUAAAGGAGUGACAUUGUAACCAUCAACUGGUCAUGAUGCUAAUACAUUCCACAUAGACAUUAAGAGGCCAGUAAGCUAACAACAGUUAAACUAAUGAACUCCUCCAAGCUUCAAUGAAAGUGCCGGAGAAGUCAGUCUGACCCGUCCUGUGGGUCUUCUAUCAGACCUGUAUUUCAGAUCUACGUGUGGGCUACAAAUUCUGUGACCGUUGAGGUUUGACAGGUGUCAAGCCCUUAAAGUCUCUCAUCAUGGAGGUAAAAUGUCCCUUGUGUCCAGUGUCUGUUUAUCUGGAUCUUUAAAGACAGCUGAUUCGCUAAAUCAAACCUCAAGCAACUACACUUAGCCAGAAAAUCUUGAAGAAACGAGUAAUUAAAGCCCAUUUCAAUUUUUCUCAUAGCUGCAGUGAAAUUCUUUGUUCACUUUUUCAUCUUCAUAUCGGCCUCUAUGGCACUGCGGCGCCCUCUGGUGCCUCCGUC